CCCGGCGCGGCGUCUCCCAGGGCCUGGGAACCCCCCACCGCGCCGCUGACCCGCGCCCUCUGCCCGCAGCGCUGUGCUUCGCCGUGAGCCGCUCGCUGCUGCUGACGUGCCUGGUGCCGGCCGCACUGCUGGGCCUGCGCUACUACUACAGCCGCAAGGUGAUCCGUGCCUACCUGGAGUGCGCGCUGCACACGGACAUGGCGGACAUCGAGCAGUACUACAUGAAGCCGCCUGGCUCCUGCUUCUGGGUGGCCGUGCUGGAUGGCAACGUGGUGGGCAUUGUGGCCGCACGGGCCCACGAGGAGGACAACACGGUGGAGCUGCUGCGGAUGUCUGUGGACUCACGUUUCCGCGGCAAGGGCAUCGCCAAGGCGCUGGGCCGGAAGGUGCUGGAGUUCGCCGUGGUGCACAACUACUCCGCGGUGGUGCUGGGCACGACAGCCGUCAAGGUGGCCGCCCACAAGCUGUACGAGUCUCUGGGCUUCAGACACAUGGGCGCCAGUGACCACUACGUGCUGCCUGGCAUGACCCUCUCGCUGGCCGAGCGCCUCUUCUUCCAGGUCCGUUACCACCGCUACCGCCUGCAGCUGCGCGAGGAGUGACCGCCAGCGCUCACCCGCCUGCCACCCCGGCCGCCCUGCCCGCCUGUGCCCGCCUGCCCGCCGCCCGGCGCGGCCUCUGCUUUCAGACGCCCACCUGGCGUUUGGGUUGGGAUUUCCCUUUUCAACAUCCUGCGGUUGUCUGGCUGGUUCUGGGGGGUGCAGGGCUGUUGCUCUUCCGCGACACUGGUGGGGGUGGGUCAUUUGUCGCCACAGCCCCUUGCCCUUCCCCACCUGCCCGGGCGGCUUGCCACCUGAAGAGUGGCAUCUUGGACCACCGCAGUUGUCCACGACGCUGCCCUGCCCGCCGCCACUGGGGAAGGCCCAGCCUUGCUCACCAAGCACAGAACCUCGCAACAGAGCCCGGGGCCAGGCUCUGGCCCCGCCUGCGGCCCCAGCGCCACUGCCCGUGGAGGCCCGAGCUGGCCAUGGCGCUGCUUUGCUCCGCGCAUGCCGAGGGUGUGGCCCGGCCGAGCAUGCCGCAUGCACACAGCCCUGCCCUGCCGCCCUGCCCGGAGACCCGGGCUGGUGAGCGCCCCUGUCCCUGGCUCCGAGCUGGCCAUGGGAGGGCCUGUCCCUGCCCCCACCCCCUGGAGGGCCUGGUCUGCCCCGCGCCGCCCGGCUCUAUCCACGCCUGCUUUGCUCUGAUGCCCUCCUUUCCUCUGGCUCCGGCCCUUCCCCUGCCUGGGCUGGGCUGGCUGGUGUCAUCACCGGGGUGGCUCCCAUGGUGUCCGUGGCACCGCCGGGGUGGGGGUCCAUGGGACCCCUCUCCCCAGUGCCCACUGGAUCACGGUGGCCUCUCUCAGAUUUCCCUGGGGACCUCCUGUCUCUGGCUGAUGGUCCACCCUGUGAAUCUUACCAGCCCAGGCUGCUGCCAACAGUGCCCAGCCCACAGCUUCUCCCAGCCUGAAACCAACCCAUUUUCUAAUAAGUUAUUUAGACAGAAUAGCACUCUGCAUGACUUUAAUUCUUGGGACAAAACGGUAGUUUGUACCGUAAGACACAGUUUCUGGCCCAGUGUGAUGGGGGUGGGUGGCCGGGUGGGUGAAGCGUUCUGUUGUUGGAGACCUGGAGGGAAACCCUGACUGGGUGUCAUUUCCCACCAUGGAGCAUGCCUCCCAGCCCUGGCCUGCAGGGUGGGCAGGGUGGGGGGCAAGGGAGUCCGCAGCCUCUGGGAGGAGGGGCAGGGCGCUGCCUUGGGCUGGGUGGGAAGAGGGUUGGCCGCCUCGGCUCCUGCUGGCCAUGCUCCUGGUCUCUCCUUCCUGAGGUCACAGGCGGGGGUUGCCCUGGGUGGGGGGGUGGCCUGGAAGGGGAGACAGAGGAGGAGGGUGACACAGGUCGCACAUCCAGCCUAGAGGCAGACCUGGCUUUGGUGGCAGGAGAAGAAGAAACACUUGCCCAGACCCCUUUGUGUAGGGAAUUGGGGAGGGGGUGUGGCAGGCAGGUGGGCCACGGAACUGGGUCCCGGGCACCAAGGCCACGUGCAGGGCCACAGACGGAUGCUCCUCACGAGGCUUCAGAAGUGAGCGAGGGGACGGAGAAGCCCCGCGUCCGAGGGCCUUUUGUCCCGUUAGCAAUUGAGGUGUGCAGAGCACUGUACAGACCCCACUCCCCUGUACAUUCUCCCUGGAGGUGCCCGGUCCCUGCUCGGGGAUGGGAGUUUUGUAGACUGUACAGAAAUCGGCACCCUAUUUUCUUGCAGCUCAGAUUUUGUUAAUCUGGAAUAUACAGACAGACGUAAAGUGUUUUAGCAAAA
This is a messenger RNA of Mandrillus leucophaeus (drill), 2355 nucleotides long. RefSeq names its product N-acetyltransferase 8-like (GCN5-related, putative) (gene ASPNAT). Gene Ontology annotation, molecular function: L-aspartate N-acetyltransferase activity. The record is from RefSeq and is a predicted model, not a curated record. Gene Ontology annotation, cellular component: mitochondrial membrane. The coding region runs from base 198 to 602 and encodes 134 amino acids. NCBI's taxonomy places the organism in Eukaryota, Metazoa, Chordata, Mammalia, Primates, Cercopithecidae. The transcript has 2 exons.